Molecule: messenger RNA, 1725 nt
Organism: Penicillium mononematosum
Lineage: Eukaryota; Fungi; Ascomycota; Eurotiomycetes; Eurotiales; Aspergillaceae
Exons: 6
Coding region: 1-1725 (574 amino acids)
Source: RefSeq, a predicted model, not a curated record
AUGCCUCGCGUUACAAGACCACCUGUGAAAGCUGCAUGUCUACCAUGGUGCGCUACAUACCUUCUUGACCGUUCAUUUUUUGCCUUGAGCUCAUAUUUUGUAGUCGAACAUCGAAAACCCGUUGUGACGGCCAAAAUCCCUGUAGCAGUUGCUCUGGCAGGAAUAGAGAGUGCAGUUAUCGACCCAGUCGCCGGGGUGGUCCUCGCAGAGGAGCCCGAGCCAUUCCUUGAUAACAUGAUCGGUUUGGUAUCGCCAUUCGCUGGGGUUCACAAUCUCGAUCUCUCCCCGGAUUCUCUAUCAACUGUGGAUGGAGCCCACCAGUUCUGGGGUCAGCUCACCCCGCAUGACGAUAGCUCCUACGAGUCGGCCCUGUGCAGGAUGUGGGGUCAUCGUGCCAAUGCCUACUAUAUUUAUAUCCAUCCGUAUUUACCUUUGUUGCCACCUCCUGCGGUACCGCAGCAGGAUGAUCACCCUACUGUGAUCAGGCCAUUUGGAGAAAGUUCUCAAGCAGACAAGUCCCAUAUGCCUUAUUGGCCGACAUCGUCUCUGAGUCUUGCUUUGUCCGCAAUGCUAGUCCUCAUCCCUACCGCCGAAGACACCUUUCCAAUGGCCGAAACGAACCUUGCGACUAGGCGGUCGUACGCGCAGCUAUUUGCCCAGGCGGCGCUGGCUGCUGUGGAAACUGAGACUGACGAUUUGUCGCCUGGUUUAAGCUCUAUUGUCCCUGGGAUAGAAUCUUCUCGCGCACUAAAUGUGUUGCAUCCGCAAGUUCCAACUCAGCUUGAUCCGGUUCUGGCUCUCGUGGUCCUUAGCAUUUAUGAGUAUUGCCAGCGUGGUAAUGUAUCUAGAAUGCGGGCUCGAGGUAACCAGGCUAUCACAACGGCUAUGGAUAUCUCUAUCCAUAGACUUGACUCGAUGACGACAGAUUAUUCUGAGGCACAGAGACGAGCUUGGUGGAUGACGAACAUCGAAAGUGUGGAUAAGACAGCCGUUCUCUCCGAUUUCGGCACCCGAAUACGCAAGCUGGAUUCAGAUUUUGUAUCUUUGGUGGGCGAAGCUGACCGCCAUCUUUUGACGACUUUUGACGAAGGGCCAGAGGCAUCCGUAGCCCAAACCAUGUGGAUGAUUAGCCGCAUGUUGAUCCACGCUGCUCGCACUCGGCUGCACCGCUUCCGGGCAUUUAUGGACAUCCCCCUUUUUCUCGACAAUUACUGCGAUCUUGCAGCAAUCAACAGCGAGGAUUUCCCGCACCAAUCUGCUCCCAAGUGGGUAACAGACCGCGAGGUCUCAUUCCCGUUCACCGAGCAAGAAUCCUCGAUUAUCUGCCUCAAGUCUUCUCUCGUGGUAACGACGAUAUAUCGCAAUUUACCGUAUGCGAUUCCACUUGGGUCAACCUCUUCUUCUAGGUCCAGAACAUAUCCGAAAACCAUUCCUUAUUUUGCUUGCUCGGCUAUGCAAAGCUGCUACGGUCUUCUCAUGCUACUGCAUCGACUGCGUGCCUGUCUAGCGACGGAUCGGCUUGCAAACUGUUAUCACCUGCUUAAUAACCCCACUCCUGCGUCGGAAAUUGCUGAUGCUGAGAGGUUGAGUGAGGAGCUGCGACAUGGGGUGGAAAUCCUUGGCAGAUCUCUGAAAUCGGAUGUGAUUUUUGAGGGUGUUGGGGGGAUGGGCCGGGAAAUUGAGGGUGCUUACCUGGCUGCUUUUCCUAAUAGUUCUGGGAUCUAG